AUGGAGCGUCGGGGCCAGAAGUGGUUCCUCUCUGCCAUCUUCGCGGUCGUGAUUGGCUUGAUGAUCGACCAAUCAGGGAGCACGUUUCCCGGGGUUCAAGGGGGAACUGUGGAAGAUUUCUACCGUCACUGGCUAUCGACAAAUGAACCAAGCCUCCGAGAUGCUCAGGCGAACGACUUCUAUCACGAAAGAGAGAGAAAUUUGGGCUAUAUCCCCGUGGAGGUGUUAGUGGACGCUCUAACUAUUAGUAUCAACGUUAAUGGGAAGGAGGUGAUAAGACAACACAACGAGACGAUGAGAAUUGGCCUAAAGAGUUACACGACAGCCCACAGGGGUGUGCAUCUCGCCGUGCUCCAUCCCCAUAGCGGCGCCCUCAUGCUCUACACCUUCUUCAGGACAUCCCAACCCCGCGCCACGAAGGGCCUCGUCGAUACUCUCAAGAGCAUUCAGCCGGGCAGGAUCCUUGUCUUCGCGGCGCCGGGCGACUGGAGACACUACUUGGAUGACGAGACGAGUGACUUCUUGAUCAAAUUCUUGAACGGUUGGUGGGUGGGCGACGUGUGCUAUGGGGAGAUGUUUGUCGCUGUACUCACGGUGGGCGGUCCUCUGUGGGCGGAGGGCGUGACAGAAAUAAAAAACCACACGCAGAGUAUAUCCUCGCCGCUAUGGCUGGCUGCUGAAGUACCUCGUGGCCCGAAAGGUAAAGUGUCAAUCUGUUUUUUUCCGUGUAAUAUGUCCAGAAGGUUCACUGCUAAUGGAAAUGUGUUUGUGUACAGUUGGACCGUGGGUGUGCGUGGUACAGAGAUCCGAAGAUGCACUCUCGACUCAGAUUCUGUGAGACCUACGAAGGGUACGGGGCACUCUGCGACUGUCGCGCCCUGGACCCCAUCUCCCCGACGGCAGCUGUGUGUUGAAGUCCUUGUUUGGUGUCCCUGUCCACCCCUGGAAACCAAGGAGCAGAUUCCAGUAGUGAUCGUCACGGCACGUAAGCAAUACAAAGUGCUUAAACAGCUACGGCAGCUUUGGUCACAGGCGGGAGGAGGAACCACGCCCAUCCUCUUGUCAGUGGACGGCUGGCAGAAAGAAGCACGUGACUUCGCGGGCGUGAUGGGCUUGCGGGCGGUUUUCCACAACAACCCCGCUUCCGUGGGCGCCAAAAUCCGCAUCAAUGAGCACAUCAAGUUCUCCAUCUUCCACGCCUUCAGGAGGUUCCCGAAGGCCGAGAAGAUCAUUGUUCUCGAGGAUGACCUUAUCUUGUCGCCGGACUUCAUCAGCUACUUCCACCAGACGGCGCCGCUGCUGGAUGCCGACGACUCCAUCUUCUGCAUCAACGCCUACAACUACAACAGCUUCCCGCCCAGCGCUAUCGACACCUCCCGUCUUUACCGCGAGUUCACUCUCCCCGCCUACGGCUGGAUGGUGACACGGAGGUGGUCCAUGGAGGUCCUCCCGCACUGGCCUACCGUGCACUACUACGUCUUCGUAAAUUUAAUGAAGAAUUAG
Penaeus indicus is the source of this 1503-nucleotide messenger RNA. Its product is annotated as protein O-linked-mannose beta-1,2-N-acetylglucosaminyltransferase 1-like. The coding region runs from base 1 to 1503 and encodes 500 amino acids. Gene Ontology annotation, molecular function: beta-1,3-galactosyl-O-glycosyl-glycoprotein beta-1,3-N-acetylglucosaminyltransferase activity. Gene Ontology annotation, cellular component: Golgi membrane. The transcript has 10 exons. The record is from RefSeq and is a predicted model, not a curated record. Gene Ontology annotation, biological process: protein O-linked glycosylation via N-acetylgalactosamine. NCBI's taxonomy places the organism in Eukaryota, Metazoa, Arthropoda, Malacostraca, Decapoda, Penaeidae.